Molecule: messenger RNA, 984 nt
Organism: Saccharomyces mikatae IFO 1815
Lineage: Eukaryota; Fungi; Ascomycota; Saccharomycetes; Saccharomycetales; Saccharomycetaceae
Gene: YRB2
Product: Yrb2p
Exons: 1
Coding region: 1-984 (327 amino acids)
Biological process (GO): protein import into nucleus
Cellular component (GO): cytoplasm; nuclear pore
Molecular function (GO): GTPase activator activity
Source: RefSeq, a predicted model, not a curated record
AUGAGUGAGACCAAUAAUAGUAAUGCCACCAAGGAAAAGUCUGAGGUGGAACAGGCUGCAGUUGAAUGUCCCAUUGGUGAACUAGACAAAAGUGCUAAAAGACCAAGGGAAAAUAACCAGGAUAAACAAGGAAAAGAAAUAAGCGACAAAUCAGAAACAACCAAUGAUGAUAACCAUGAGAAGAGGGACAAGGAAGCGAAAAAAGACCAUGAGUUACCACACAAAAAGGUCAAGACUAAUGACGGAAGUGCCGCAGGUACUGCUGCUGUAGAAUGUGACAAAAAGAAGGAUAAAUUUGUAUUUGGGGCGGCAUCUAAAUUUGGGACUGGGUUCGGUAUUGCCAAGAAGGACAUGAAAGAUGGAGAGCUAGCCAACAGUGUCAAAUCGUCGUCGGCUUCUGAUAGCAAAACAGAGAAGUCAUUUGCAUUUGGUUCUGGUCUGUCUUUUGGCAGCGGCUUCAAAAUAUUGAAAAAUAAAGCAGACAACAACUCUGGAGAUGAGAACAAAGCCCCCAACGACGAAGAAAAAGUUGGUGAUGGAUCUGAAACACUGGCAAGGGCCUCAGAAGAACCGAACGACAACCCAAAACCUCUUAAAUUGCAAAAACAAGAAAUUAGAUCAGGUGAAGAGUCUGAAGAGUGUAUAUACCAAGUCAAUGCUAAACUAUAUCAACUCUCCAAAAUUGAAGAAGGCUGGAAGGAGAGAGGUGUUGGUGUCAUCAAGGUUAAUAAAAGCAAAGAAGAUAAGGAGAAAACGCGUAUUGUCAUGAGGUGCCGCGGUAUCUUGAAAGUCAUUUUAAAUAUUCAGCUAGUCAAGGGAUUUACUGUGCAGAAGGGGUUUACGGGUUCCUUGCAGAGCGAGAAGUUCAUAAGAUUACUAGCAGUCGACGACAACGGUGACCCCGCACAAUAUGCUAUAAAGACUGGUAAGAAAGAGACCACGGAUGAAUUGUAUAACAUUAUAGUCAAGUCCGUUCCUAAAUAA